AUGCACGUAUCAAGCGCCGGUUGCGACAAUGGAAACAUCCGUAUCAAGUACCAAAUGGAGCAAGAUCAUCUACAGAGAUUUUUUACUAUAGGUCUUGCUUUACGCUUGGAGCCACUGCCAAAACUUAGUUACGAUCUUGUCAAAAGAAACCAAGAGAACAAUGAUGCUAGAGAUGCAUUUGAUAUUGGGCAAGGACAGCGGCUUAAGCCACGCAUCUCUACAUUUUCACCAACUACAUUCGACCAUGUAAAGGAAUUCCUUUCCGAUUCAAGAUUGUGUGAAUGCGUUAGAACAUGGUCUGAAAUUUUUUCAAUUCUAGAUGCUGCUGAUGAUGAUCCUCAUUUCAGUAAAUUGCGGCAUUUUUUUGAUGCUCGACUUAGCACCUUAAUGGAUCUGUACCGACAAGAUGAUGGCUUUGAAGAAGAACCAGAUGACAUAACACCGACUCGAUUGGAGCGAAAGAGUUCUGUUAAGAGUAGUUCACGCGCACCCAAGCGACUUCAAUGGCCACGUCGAGCUAGCGCCUCCACUGCCGAUCAAAGUCUUCACCCAGCGCGCUCCAUCUUUGGAUCAGUAAGGAAACCAAGCAGCUCUCACAAGCCAAAUGAAUUUGAGAAAAGUUUCUCCGAUAAAUUCGACCUUUGGCUAGAUGAUCAUGAACCAAGGCGUGUGCGGUUUGGUGUACGCUUGGACCUUGAUCGCGUUUGCCUUGCAAACUCUCGUAACCAAGCAUCUGACAUGAAUUCUAAAAAGCCUUUUCACGUGUCCGAUGCAAGGCUUAAAUUCACAGAAGGUCUAGAUCCUGAACAUGAAGAACCCUCUAUAAGAAGUGAUGACAAUGCUGGAUCUAUUACUUCUCGCCGUUCUUUCGUCCAACGCAUGUUUGAGAAAGGACUUCGUCGCGAGAGUCAAAAUUCUUCAAACCCGCCCACAUGGCUUCAAAAUCAUGAAGACAUGACUAACGCAUCAAAUCAAGCGUUUGAUGAUUCAGAUGAGGAGCAAGAGGCUUCGCCUUUUGGUUCGCCUGGUUGCUCCACUACUCGCCACGGAUCGGUGCCCAGCAAUGCAUCUCGACCCCAGCUUAAUGGGGCUUCCAAAGCAGCAGAACUUGAACGCGUCGAAGAAAAAUCUGCCGUUGAUUUAAAUGAAAAGCUCAUACGAGGCGUGCAUUAUUUAGGAUUGAAUGAUGCGCAGCCUGUCUCAUAUUUCAAGGAAGGGCAGGAUUUUAUUAGUUUGCUUCGCAAGGCAUCUGUUCAAAUGCAAACUCUUCCAUGGUCUUACGGCCAACAAGAUCCACUCUCUACAAUCAUCACGUAUGCUUUCGCAGAUGCUUUUGGAUGGGAGGGCAUUCUUCAUCUGUGUUACGGGAAACACAGUGCAUGCGAACGUGAGCAGAUUUUCUCAGCACUAGGACGUGCCGCAGAUAUGGAAUUGCAUCGGAAAGAGAAAUAUGAUGCUGUUCUUUCAUGGAGAGAUAAAGUGUGGAGUAAUAGCGACAAAGAAACGCUUUGUGAGGACGAAACUCCCCAAACUCUCCCGUCUUUUAACUCCGAAUCCGACCAAAUUAAAUCAAGCCAAGAACCUCAAAAAGAUGAAAUAAUUCUAGAUCCUUUGUCCAAGGAUUCGGACGCUAGCUGCUACAAGUCUUCUCACGAUAAAUGGAGGACUUGGGAAGAUUGGAGACUGUUAUUUACAAGUCUCUCGGCGUGGGUGUCAGAGUACGAGACUACUCGUGUGCAAUCUUGUCUUUCUCAUGAAUACAACCUAGAAAAUGUAUUCCAAACAAGACCGUGUGAGACAUGUCCUAAUGUGCUCCCUUUGAGUGUCGAAAAAGAUGCGAUUAGCAGUCAAUUCGGCUUUUGGCGUCUUUCUGGAAUACCGAGUGCUCUUCGGCUUGAAUCAAACCAAGAACACAUGGACUAUCGAUGGGCUCGCGUCAGGCUCGAAAGCAGUAUGAUUGGGACGCCGUUGGUCAUGACUACGGCGGGGGUUCAGUUCUUUUUGAUGCAGCUAACUUCAGCCCCAUGGGUGUAUCACGGAGCGUGGGAGUUGGACUACUUGGACAAAUGCAUCUUCGAAUCAUCCAUCACAAGAGAACGUUUCCCUCCACCUGGAGACUCAGUUGUAACUCCUCUCAGCCCAUCUUAUUCCAAACGGGAAAAUCGCGUUGAAUGCCCUUAUCCAAGCGUGAGGGGAGCGUGGAGCCCGGACGAAUGGAAGAAAUGGCUAGGUGGUUUGAGAGAAGGGCAUAUCAUCACCCCAACAAUCUCUUGGCAAGGAUGGUGGACUUUGAUCGCAGUUUUAAAUGGAGCAGACCAUUCUGGGCGUCCUUUUGAUCUUCAAUUGCGUGCACCCGGGGAUCCCGUUCAGCCUGAUGAAGAUGGCUCAAUUUAUUUGUAA
Molecule: messenger RNA, 2400 nt
Organism: Malassezia globosa CBS 7966
Lineage: Eukaryota; Fungi; Basidiomycota; Malasseziomycetes; Malasseziales; Malasseziaceae
Exons: 1
Coding region: 1-2400 (799 amino acids)
Source: RefSeq, a predicted model, not a curated record